Messenger RNA from Drosophila persimilis, 1232 nucleotides. RefSeq names its product probable RNA methyltransferase CG1239. Bases 188 to 1102 code for a protein of 304 amino acids. The record is from RefSeq and is a predicted model, not a curated record. The transcript has 2 exons. NCBI's taxonomy places the organism in Eukaryota, Metazoa, Arthropoda, Insecta, Diptera, Drosophilidae. Gene Ontology annotation, molecular function: snRNA binding; RNA methyltransferase activity; O-methyltransferase activity. Gene Ontology annotation, biological process: snRNA modification.
ACGAAAUUGAUGUAAAGCUAUAAACAGUACUCCAACAUCUUCAAUUCUUUGACUUGGCAAUUUCCACCUUCAAAAGGCGGGCGGCCAAAUACUCCCACGCUACGCACGGGUAGCAUGGUAACUUAAACCCUAAAAAAUAAAAUAAAACCACCAUUUGGAUAUGUUUUAAAACUUACUAGAUUUCACCAUGGAAGUGGAAAACAAUAACAACACGCAGCUACCUGCAAAUACAUCAGAAAAGUGUCCCGAGAAGAGAAAAGCUACCUUCGAUGACAAGCCACUGGAAAUCAAAAGACUAAAAGAGGACUGCUCCGAGGUGGAGACUACUUCUCGGCCUCCACCGCAGAGCCCAAAAAAGCGCUUGCAACUAGACGGAAAGACUCAAAACAACAGAACCAAGCGCAACAAAGAUCUUAAUUUCUUGUAUGGCAACUACAAGCACUACUACGGGAAGCGCAUACUGGAUAAGGACUUUCACGACAUACGCUUGGAUGUGCUGGGCACUCAGCCGGAGCUUUUCCGCGACAAGCAGUUGCUCGACAUCGGCUGUAAUUCAGGGCAUCUGUCAAUUGAAAUUUGCAAAAAGUUCAAUGCCAAGAGUCUCGUCGGCCUCGAUAUUGACCGCGGUCUUGUGAAGGAUGCUCAAAUGACCAUUAGCUCCUUGAAGCACCUGACGCCUCCAGGGUCUAGGUUUCCUUACAAUGUGAAAUUUUUGCAUGGCAACUAUGUCCUGGAUGACGAUGUACUACUAGAGAUAGAGCGCCCCCAGUUCGAUGUGAUAUUGUGUCUCUCAGUCACUAAGUGGAUUCACCUUAACUUCUGUGAUGCUGGCCUGAAGCAGGCUUUCCGCCGCAUGUUCUUGCAGCUGCGGCCGGACGGAAAACUCAUCCUAGAGCCUCAAUCUUUUGAUGGCUACAGGAGACGUAAAAAAAUAUCUGAGAACAUCAGAGAAAACUACAAUUCCAUCAAAUUUCGACCAGACCAAUUCCCUGAAUAUUUGCUCAGUCCAGAGGUAGGCUUUGCCAGUAUGGAGCUAAUGGGCAUACCUGAACACUGCAAAACUGGAUUCAAGCGACCCAUUCAAAUAUUUAAAAAAGUGUAGUAUUUUGAUGCCAACCGGAAUAAGCUCAAAUAAAAGGUGAUUGUAUAGUUUCCAGAAAAGCACUUCAUUAACAGGAGGAUUUUAGGUAAAGCUAUAUACAGAAAAUAAAUUUAGAUUCUUGAUUACAGAU